Xiphophorus hellerii (green swordtail) is the source of this 2539-nucleotide messenger RNA. Its product is annotated as nesprin-2-like. The transcript is spliced from 14 exons. The record is from RefSeq and is a predicted model, not a curated record. Bases 171 to 2144 code for a protein of 657 amino acids. Lineage: Eukaryota; Metazoa; Chordata; Actinopteri; Cyprinodontiformes; Poeciliidae.
CUUUUUAUAGGUGUGCAGAGCAGCACAGAAGCCACACAAAGUCUCAAGAUGAAAUCCUUAAGAGAGUUGCUCAUUCAGCAGACAGACUCCUGCAGCAGAUCUCUCAGAAAGUCACUUGCCUUGCUGACUGCACUAACCAGGAAGAAAGGCUCACAGCACUAUCUGAAGAGAUGGAGUCCAUUAUGAAGUGUCUGAAAAACAUGAGGGAGUGGUGCUCAGAAAUGAGCUGCCGUGAAGGCCGGGAGGCAGCUGUGACCACCACCUGGAGAUGGGUAUCAAGAUUAUAUCGCUGCGUGCACAAGUUGACAGCACGCAGUAAACAGAGAAUCGCAGAGUGGCUCGAGAUUGCCAACAGUGUGGAGAGAGCCUCAGCUGUUUUGAAGAAGGUGGAGGCAGAGCUUCCUGAUGCAUCUGAGACUAAGGUAUCCACUGAGGAGCUCCAGGAGCUGCUGCAGUCUUGGGAACAGUACCAGGAAAGGCUGGACUGUGAACAUCGAGCCCUGUCUGCUCUGGAACUACGCACAGCCAGGUUGUUGGGUGUCCCCGCCCAUCUGGAGCAGGCUCCACCCCUUCCACUCUGUCAGCGCCUGCAGUUGAUGCAGGGCCAAUAUAGCAGUGUGGGACAGAAGAGCAAGGAGGGUUUUCUUGCAGCCAGGCUGGAGAUGGAUGAGAGAGACAAGAUCCAAGAGGAGCUGCAGGUUAUCCAUGUGUGGCUCGAGGAUGCAGAGAGUCUGCUGUCAAAGAUGGAGCAGAGUAGCAGCACACACAAGCUACAGGAGUUGUAUAGACAACUGUGUGCCCACAAGACUUUAUUGCAACACAUUAUGGAGAACCUUAAAAUGAAAUAUACUGUGGUCCCUGUUGAGAUUGACAGCCAGAUGCAGAAAGUCACUAAAUUACUGCACUACGUGGAAGAAAAGGUGGCAGAGGCAGUGGAGAGGAGUGGUGCUGUCCACAGGCUGGGGACGAAGCUGUCUGAUAUCCAGGUCAGCCUGAGAUCUGUUCAGAACAGAAUGAAGGAGAGAAGCCCCACAGUGACUGAAGCAAAGAUCACACAAAAGCGUGUAUGGGAUGAGCUGGAUGUUUGGCACUCCCGACUGGCAGCUCUCGAAGUGGAGAUGCAGGACUUGGAGAAGCCAGAGGAGGUGCUGAUCCUCACAGAGAAACUGGUGGAGGUGCAACAGCUUCACUCCCAAGUAGCCAAACAGGCAGAACAGAGGACAACUCUACUCAGCAAGAUACACACAUGGCUUCAAGAACAUCAAGAGAUGAUCAAGAGCUCCAGGUGCUGGAUGACUGAGGCUCAGUCAUGGCUUGCUGCUCCCUGCACAUACACCACAGCUAAAUGUCUGAGGAGCCACGUUCAUGCUCUUCAGAUUGUGUUAGGUGAUGCAUCGCAGAUCCGGUCGACACUGCAGAACUUCAUCUCAGUCCUAGAGGAAAUGUCGCAGGUUUGUGAUGUCACCGCACUCCACGACCAACUGCUGGAAGCAGAUCACAGAGUGUCAGAAGUUCAUGGCAGCUUCACAGCCCCCCUGUCUCAGCUGGAGCACGCAGCUGCUGAGAUCGAGGCCAUGGAGAAGGAAGUAUGCAGAAUGGAGAAUGAUGUCGCCGAGAUUAAGACCCUGCUCUCUUCCCCAGAGAUUUUUCCCAGCCCCACAGAGGAUAAUCUCAAAAUUAAGCAGAGGAUCCAAUCAAUGAGACAUACAGUAGUAGAGAUUCAGAAAUGCAAACUAGGCCUUUGUCUCCCCGAGAAGGCUGAGGAGACACUCACUGUGUUUAAUGUGGUGGAACAGCUUCAAACUCUGUUGCUUGACCUGGACAAGAAGGUCCCUGCCCUGUUCAUUCAACAACCAUCCACUCCAAAUCAGGCCAAAGUGGUACCAACACUUCAAAACUCCAUGUCUAGGCAGCAUGGUGAGCUCCCUGUUGAAGAAACUACAGAGAAUAAAGGCAGUGAGGAGCUGAUCAUGGAGGAUGAUGGAGGAAGUGUAUUUUGGUGGCUCUGGGAAUCUUUCCUAGGAGUUUCACCUGAGGAAGCAGAGCUUGUUGUCUCAGAGGAGAAGGAAGCGGUGACUGGCCUAGGUGCUGAUCAGACUGCAGAGGAUGGAAAGGUAACACUAGAACAUUCUUUGUCCUUCUGACUGGUUUCAACAGGAUACAUGCAGUCAUCAAAACUGACCGAUUAUGUUUACAACAUGACUACAAUAAAUAGAGAUGCACCGAGAAUUCAGAGUUCAGCUUGAUCAGUUUAGACCAGUCCACUACUGGACUAUGAAGGCUGAAAAUUUGCUAUGGUUUGAGCUUCUAAUCUCUGUCAUUGUUGACAGACUUUCUGCCCUGUUACAAGUGCCCUUAAGACAUAGGUGAAGAGACAGACUCGGCAGGAAACCCCUUUAAGCUGAUUUGCAAAUACAUGAACUGGUGUUGUUGCUCGAGUGUGUGAUGUUGCCAUUACAGAUAGUUUGUGAAGCCAACUGACUGAACUGUUUAAACUCAUUUUUAUUUCAGAUCGUAUGUAGAUGUCCUUAAAGGGCCA